AUGCUCUGUGAUAUCACAAGUAGAACAAAAGUAUGUCAUGCUCUUUCGCUUCAACUCAUUCGUCUAAGCUAUUUCGCUUCAGCUCUUUCGCCUCAACUCUUUCGAUCCAGCUCAUUCACCAGCGCUUUCGUACCAACGCUUUCGCUUCAGCUCUUUCGCCUCAACGCUUUCACUUCAGCUUAUUCGCCUCAGCUCUUUCGCCUCAACUCUUUCGCUUCAGGUCUUUCGCUUCAAGUAUUUCGCCUCAGCUCUUUCGCCUCAACUCUUUCGCUUCGUCUCUUUCGCUUUAAGUAUUUUGCCUCAACGCUUUCGUUACAGCUCUUUCGCCUCAACGCUUUCACUUCAGCUCAUUCGCCUCAACUCUUUCGCUUCGUCUCUUUCGCUUCAAGUAUUUCGCCUCAACGCCUUCGCUACAGCUCUUUCGCCUCAACUCUUUCACUUCAAGUAUUUUGCCUCAACGCUUUCGCUACAGCUCUUUCACCUCAACGCUUUCACUUCAGCUCAUUCGCCUCAGCUCUUUCGCCUCAACUCUUUCGCCUCAACUCUUUCACUUCAAGUAUUUUGCCUCAACGCUUUCGCUACAGCUCUUUCACCUCAACGCUUUCACUUCAGCUCAUUCACCUCAACGCUUUCACUUCAGCUCAUUCGCCUCAACUCUUUCGCUUCAGCUCUUUCGCUUCAACUCUUUCGCUUCAAGUAUUUCGCCUUAACGCUUUCGCUACAACUCUUUCGCCUCAACGCUUUCGCUUCACCUCUUUCGCAUCAGCUCAUUCACCUAAGAUAUUUCAACUUGGCUUUCAGGCUUCAGCUCUUUCGCCUCAGCUCUUUCGCCCUAACUCUUUCGCUUCAAGGCUUUCGUUUCAUCUCACAUCACCUCAGCACUUUCGCCUUAACUCUUUCGCUUCACCUCUUUUGCCUCAGCCCAUUCACCUAAGCUCUUUGGCUUCACUUCUUUCGCAUCAGCCCUUUCUCUUUUGA
Messenger RNA from Acanthosepion pharaonis, 978 nucleotides. Lineage: Eukaryota; Metazoa; Mollusca; Cephalopoda; Sepiida; Sepiidae. The record is from the annotation of a GenBank genome assembly.